AUGAGGAAGUGUUCAUGCUGGAAUAAGAGCUUUGCCAUGGGGAAAGCAAUGCUGUAAAACCAUCCUGCUUUAAAUCUGAAGCCUUCCCCCAGGCUGUGUCAGCACUGCCAUGUGCACAGGCCAAGCUCACGGAAAGUUUCCGAGCCAGUGUGGCCCCAGCCUGGUGGCAGCACUGCCACCAGCCCUGUUGCAAGCCCAGGAGCCAACCUUACUGCUCCUCAGCCCUGCGACAGGAGGGGAAAUAGCCAAAAAUUGGUGUUAGCUGAUGAUGGGGCUUUCCUGGAGCUGAGCAAACCCUUCAGCUCACUCUGCCUGGGCGGGGAGGAGCCAGCACAAAACAGGUCUUGGCUUUUGUCCCCUGCAGCCAAGUGAUUCCUCUUAUAAUGCCCUGGACCCCUCAAUCUCUCUGCGUUCAGCAGGCAGACUUGCAAGGAUAUGAAGGAGAAGGGGCUUCAUGGGAGGGGCCAGCUGGCGCAGAGCCCUCCCUGCCAGCAGCUCCCUCCCGCUCCAUUUCAUAUCUCAUUGUCAAUGUGGCCAAGCUCUAAUCACUUACCCUAAGCUCUAUAUUUUAAUUGUGUUUGCUCUCAUUAGAGCCCUGGGCUACGGGCAGCACACGUGCUACCGGAGAGGAAAUCCCCACCCUGUUAAUUUUGCCUGUGUUCCCAGGUCACCGCAGAUUAGCCAUGGCAGUGGCAGCCAGGAAAGGCAGGACUACAGCCUCCCCACACACCAGCAUCACCACCACGGCUUGGCCGGGCUCCCUGGACAGCUGGCUUAGCUGGAUCCCGUGUGAGUACAGCAUCUCCUGCCCUCCUCUCCCAGGCAGUGUUACCUGGUGGGGCUUCUGGACUCUGAGGCUGUGUAUUCACUUCACCCUCCCUUCAAAUUCUAUUUUCUAGUAGACUCCAUCAGGGAGGUAUUAUUGCAGUAUGGUACCACACUGCUUCAGAAGCAGAGGGUAUCUUUGCUACCCAUUUGGGGAAUGGUUUUCAGCCUCAGUCUCCCUGACUGGGGCCUGUCAAGGAUUCUAGGGGCAAUUUUGAAAGUACAACUCCUUAAUGCUGAAGGACCAAGAAGAGGUUUAAAUGUACUCUGUAUGUUUUGCAUGGUUUUAACUCUUUUAUCCAACUCUGCUCCCCGAACAUUGCACCAGUACCCAAAUGGGCACUCAUCACUGUGGCUGUGGCAGGGGCCAUCCUCCUCCUUCUCUUCCUCAUCUGCAUCAUCAAGUGCUGCUGCACCAAGAGGAAGCCCAAGAAGAAGGAGAGAAUUGGCUUGUGCGCCGUCAGCAACCCCACCACAAUCAACCUUGUGCGUCCUGCCUUCCCCUCAAUCCCACCUCCCUCCUCCCCGAGGGGUUUGCUGCUGCACUGCCCAGCCCCAGGAUGGUGGGAGCACGGCAUGGCAGGGACAUAGCUGAGUGCUGCUCUCUGCCACAGGUCCAGCCCGAGAUGGAGGACCUGGAGCGGGAAGUAGAGCAGAAGCGGCGAGGAAAGCUGCAGUACUCCCUGGAGUACAACUUCCGCGUGCAGGAGGUGGGGAUGCUCAUGGCCAUGGCACAGCAGGGAAAAAGCCAUGCUCUUGCCUGGUGCCUCUUUGCUGCCCUCUCCCACCUGCCUGCAGCCCACUGGCUCUCAUGCCUGUGUGGUGUCAAGGUGUUCCUCACUCAGUUCCCACUGAGCCCCCUGCUGCCUGGCCCCCUCCUUCUCCAGCCAGUGACCUUGUGCCUCACUCCUCUCCAGCUGAAGGUGGGCGUGAAGCGGGCAGUUGAGCUGAAGGCCAUGGACAGCGGAGGCACAUCUGAUCCAUAUGUGAUUGUCUACCUAACGUCCGACAGGAAGAAGAGAUACGAGACCAAGGUUUACCGCAAAACCCUGAACCCCAUCUUCAAUGAGAGCUUCACUUUCCAGGUACCCCAGGCUGAGGUGUCUGAAUCCACACUGGUGAUGCAGGUCUAUGACUUCAACCGCUUUUCCAAGCACGACAUCAUUGGUGAGGUCCGGCUGCCCCUGGCCAGUGUUGACCUGCAGCAUGUCAUCGAGCAGUGGAGUGACCUGGCGGUGGCCAGUAAAGUGGAGGAAGAGCAUCUGGGUGAGAUCUGCUUCUCGCUGCGCUACGUCCCCAGCACUGGCAAGCUGACAGUGCUCAUCCUGGAAGCCAGGCAGCUGAAACGGAUGGACUCUGAUGGGCUUUCAGAUCCUUUUGUCAAGGUGCAUCUCAUACUGAACAGGAAGAAAUGGAAGAAAAAAAGGACAAGUGUGAAGAAAAACACUUUAAGCCCUUACUUCAACGAGGUGUUUGUUUUUGAGGUGCCUUUCAGUCAGAUCCAGAAUGUGGACGUGGUCAUCUCUGUCUGGGAUCAUGACAAAGUGACCAAGAACGAGCCCAUUGGCAAACUCUUCCUGGGCUGCCGCGCCACAGGGAACCAGCUGCGGCACUGGUCCGACAUGCUGUCCCACCCACGCCGGCCCCUCGCCCAGUGGCACAUCCUGCAGCCCCCGGAGGUGGUGGACAAAGCCCUGGGACUCAAGUCCCACCUCAAGCUGCCCCUGCACUCCAGAUAGUGGAGGUCUCCUCCUCCACCCCGGGAGCAGGAUGGUGGGCUUGUGGAGGAGUGAGAAGGUUCUGCUCAGCAAGCUCGAGACGUGUUGGUCCCAGCUCAUUGUCAGCAAAGAGGGGACUGGGACUCCUUCUGGCCAAGAGAUGAUCUGGCUGCUGGUCAGCUCGUGCUCUGUGUUACACCUGGGACAGGGCAGCUCGGCAUCCCAGAGGAAGGCUGGACAUGGAGCAGAGGGUGCUAGAGGGGAUGUCAUGGGUGCAGGAGCCAGCUCAUCCCAACUGCUCAUGGUCUGGGGGGGGAAAUACACAGAGCUGCAGGCUCAUGCAAAACAGAGUCCAUUGAUAUUUAUAAAGCAGAGGGUUAACGUGCUGGUGGCAUGGGUGGG
Messenger RNA from Passer montanus (Eurasian tree sparrow), 2945 nucleotides. RefSeq names its product synaptotagmin 8 (gene SYT8). Lineage: Eukaryota; Metazoa; Chordata; Aves; Passeriformes; Passeridae. Gene Ontology annotation, cellular component: synaptic vesicle membrane; dense core granule; axon. The record is from RefSeq and is a predicted model, not a curated record. Gene Ontology annotation, molecular function: syntaxin binding; calcium-dependent phospholipid binding; phosphatidylserine binding. Gene Ontology annotation, biological process: calcium ion-regulated exocytosis of neurotransmitter; synaptic vesicle endocytosis; cellular response to calcium ion. The coding region runs from base 1161 to 2564 and encodes 467 amino acids. The transcript has 5 exons.